CGAAUAUGCAUAUUCAACGGUUGUUUCACGUACAAACGGGUUUAUUUGUAUCAGUUAUCAUUUAAACGUUAUGGCGAUUGGUUCCAGUGCAUGUUUCAGAAAUAUUCUUUUUUAAAGAGGAGAACCGUUUCAUACAAAAACCAAUAAUUGUGUAAAGGAGAAUUAAAUUUGGCGUGUGUUGAAUUGAAAUAAAACAAUACCUUUCCUACACUAGGUGUGUGGAAAAGUAAAAGUACAUAAAAAUUAUUCAUCUUAAAAAAAUCACAUCAGUUUAUUCUAAAUGCAUAACUCUAGUGAACAGACACUCAAUGACGAAAGUUGUCAAGGUAGUGCAACGAACUCUGUGUCAAACAUCGAAAAUGCUGAACCACAAAAGCUUGCGUAUCCAAAACGUGUAUUUUUAAUCAUUGGCAAUGAAUUUUGUGAGCGAUUCAAUUACCAUGGAAUGAAAGCAAUUUUGGCAUUUUAUUUGCGAUUCAAACUCGGUUUCACGGAAAAUGAUGCCACGGUAUUGUAUCAUGCAUUUGUGACGUUGGUGUAUUUCACAUGCAUUAUUGGCGCCGUCUUGUCUGACGUUUGGUUGGGAAAAUUCAAAACCAUUUUGUAUUUAUCAAUUUUAUACGUAAUCGGAAGCACGAUUGUUGCACUUGGAGCGAUCCCAGCCAUUGCAAUUUCACCUAUAGUCGCACUUUACAUCGGAUUGACUUUGAUCACAAUCGGCAGCGGUGGUAUAAAACCGUGCGUUGGACCUUUUGGAGGAGAUCAAUUUAAAUUACCGGAACAAACAGCGCAAAUGGCCACAUAUUUCUCAAUGUUUUAUUUUGCAUUUGAUUCAGGUGCAUUUAUUUCAACAUUGAUAACACCCAUUCUAAGAUCAGACGUACAUUGUUUCGGUGAAAAUGAUUGCUAUUCGCUGGCAUUUGGAGUACCCGUCUUACUUAUGAUUAUAUCCAUCCUGCUCUUCAUAAUUGGUAAAUCAUCUUAUACUUAUGUUCAAACGUCAUCCGAAAAUAUAUUGAUGAAAAUGUUGAAAUGCAUAUGGAAUGCAAUGAUCAUCAAACGACGCCAGGGAAAAACUAAGCCACGCAAAAAUCUGCUGGAUUAUUCGAUUGAAAAGUAUGGCGCACAACUGGUGAAUGAAACGCGAGCUAUUUUGAAAAUUUUCACACUUUAUUUACCUCUGCCUUUCUUCUGGGCGUUACUAAUGCAAACUGGAUCGCGUUGGACAUUUCAAGCCAAUCGAAUGAAUGGUGACCUUGGAUUUUACACCAUCAAAGCGGAUCAAAUACAAAUGCUGGAAGCACUUUUGGUUCUGACAUUUGUUCCAUUGUGUGAUAUCUUCAUAUAUCCAGGGUUAGGAAAAAUCGGCAUACGGCGACCAUUGCAAAGGCUUACGUUUGCUGGAUUUUUUGGUGUAAUCUCAUUCGUGCUAUCUGCAAGUCUUCAAUACUGGAUUGAAUCGAUGCCGCUGAAUUCCGUGAACAUGUUGUGGCAAAUUCCACAGUAUAUCAUGUUAUCUCUGGCGGAAGCCAUGGCUGGUGUAACCGGUCUCUCGUUUUCAUAUGAACAGGCUCCGAAGAGCAUGAAAUCGAUUGUAUUUACCUUUUGGUAUUUACAAAUGGCAUUUGGUAAUAUAAUUGUCAUGUUUAUAGUCGGAAUGGAUUUGUUUGAUUCACGAACAUACGAAUUUCUCUUCUCAGCCAGCCUAACAUUCUGCAGUAUGCUUGCAUUUUCAAUACUUGUUUAUAAUUAUGAGAGAUUUAAAACAACCGAGACACAUUAAUAAAAAAAAUGUACAAAUAAAACGUGAAUAAAGUUCAAAUAAACGGUCGGCGGAAUGAAGUGAA
Messenger RNA from Contarinia nasturtii (swede midge), 1847 nucleotides. Its product is annotated as solute carrier family 15 member 2-like. Lineage: Eukaryota; Metazoa; Arthropoda; Insecta; Diptera; Cecidomyiidae. Gene Ontology annotation, biological process: oligopeptide transport; transmembrane transport. The coding region runs from base 281 to 1783 and encodes 500 amino acids. Gene Ontology annotation, cellular component: membrane. The record is from RefSeq and is a predicted model, not a curated record. Gene Ontology annotation, molecular function: dipeptide transmembrane transporter activity. The transcript has 5 exons.